ACCUGUAGUACCGUACAGUAGGGGUAUAUCUUUGCUGUAGUACGCGUGCGACCACCGGAUUAGACGGAUUGGGAUACGAUACAGUGCGAUGUGUGUGUGAUUCCCCUGUGGAUAUUCGAUUAAGGAUUUUUCGUAUAUUAUUUCUUGGGGGUAGACCGAGUAUUUAUUAUAUUUUAUUUUGUUGCUGCAGUCACUGGCACUGACUACGGAAAGAUGGGGAUAUUUAUAGGGGCGAUCCUAUCGCUGCUAGCGAUUACACCGAGCCUAACUAGUCACAGCCCUUACGAGUACAACGUAACGUCGUACACUAGAAGCCUUCCGGACGACCUUCGACCCAUCGCGCUCCGCGCUUUGAAAAUCGAAGCUCAAGCGGGCAAACCCGGUAAGGAAUGUACGAUUGAAGACCAGAUCCCUUGUCCACCGAACAAGUUCCGGCAACCGAACGGGAUGUGCAACAACGUCCGGCACUCGAGAUGGGGAAGCAGGGGCUCGGCGUUCCUGAGGCUGCUGCCACCGGUUUACGUUGACGGAAUCUCGAAACCGAGGGAGUCCACCCACAACCACCACCUCCCAAGCGCCCUGGACGUAGCCUCCACUCUCCAGAACAUCCCAGCUGAAAAACACGAAUCGGUCACCGCGUUGUUGGGCGCCUGGAGCGAAUUGCUGCUCCACGAUUUGGCCAGCACAGGAAACCUCAAGAGUCAAGACUGCUGCAGCGACGAUGCCAAAAAACACGCCGAAUGUUUCGGAAAACUGGGCAACGGACAAUGCAGGGAGUACAUGCGUACUUUACCUGCCGUCGACAUGGAUUCCUGCAACUUCAGUCACCGUAACCAGAUGAAUUUGGCCACAUCCUACCUAGACGGUUCCGCACUUUACGGAAACACCGAACACCAACUAGAAAGACUCCGAACGUACGAUGCCGGUCUGGUAAACGUAUCCGCGUGUCAAUCCUGCCAGUCAAACGCUUUGUACUCCGCCAUUUUGAAGGAACACAACAGGAUCGCCAUCAAUUUGGGUCAACUCAACAGACACUGGGACGACGAAACUUUAUUCUAUGAGAGCAGAAGAAUAGUUGCUGCUGAAAUACAACACAUCACCUACAACGAGUUCUUGCCAACUGUUCUUGGAGAUGAGGCUGUCGUUCAUUCAGAACUCGAACUUAAAGCCCAUGGACGCUACUCCAAAUACUCUAGCUCCAAGAAAACUGGUGUGUAUAACGAAGUUGCAAUCGGCGCAUUCCCGGCGCUCUUAUCGAUGAUCCCAUCAAGCCUGAAAAAUGAAACAGCUGAGUCGUUUGCGGAAAUGAUCGACGUUCUGAUAACAACACCAGCUCAAUCUCCAAGCACGCACAUGAUGGUAAACUUGCGAGACGAUUGGGACACAGCAGCCCUUUUCAUCCACAUGGGACGAGACCACGGUUUGGCUCCCUACCCAAGCUGGAUCCAGUAUUGCUCCAACGUGACCUACCCAAACCAACUAACCUUUAAUGACCUCAAACUGACAGGCAUCAAGCAGGAAUAUAUGAAAGCACUGAAAUAUUUGUAUAGGAACACCGACGAUAUCGAUUUGCUAGCCGGUGUAUUGUUGGAGAAGCCUAUUGCAGGUGCCGUUGUCGGUCCGACUUUGAGGUGUCUGUUAAAGGAGCAGUUCAGAUUAUUGAAAGAGUCCGAUAGGUUUUGGUAUGAAAAUGAUUUGCCUCCAAGCAGUUUGACCACUGAACAGUUAAAGGAAAUCAAAAAGAUUACUAUAGCUGGUUUGUUGUGUGCAAAUACUGAUGAUUUGAACAAAAUUCAACCUAAGGCUUUUGUUCAAGAGGAUCCCUAUCUUAAUGCUCCAAUCUCCUGUGAUCAACAUCCUCUUCCUCAACUGGCUGAGUGGGUGGAAAUGGACCACAUGGCAGAUCUGAACGAAGAUAUUUUGAUGGAAGCUUUAAACAAGGGCGAACACGAAGUUUUGCAAAGGAGAAAAUUAGAAUAUGAAGCUUGGAGCAAAUUUGGUGGAGUUGAUCCUAAGUCACCGACAGGAACUGCAGCUUCCUUUAGCAAAGCCAACAAACAAGCCUUAAAGAUUGCCAAUUCUUCACUGCUCUUCGAAUUCGCUUCCAAUGAAAUAAUCAACUCCCUAAUGCAUCGAAGAAGACGUCGCCAACUGUUUGACAGUAACGUUCUUUCGAGCGUGUUCAGAGACGAACUGUCGGAUAAUCUCCAAAACGUGGAUAUAGCUUCCCUAAUUCCUCCCCAAACCUUAAACGACAACCAAUGCGACGAACUUGGACCUUGCGAUCCAUCUAGUCCCUACAGAACGUAUACAGGACAUUGCAAUAACAUGAGAAACCCACAAUGGGGUAAAAGUUUAACAACUUUCGCCAGAUUGUUGCCCAGUGUUUAUGACGAUGGUAUAUCCAAACCUAGAAUUAAGGGGGUAACCGGCGACCUCCUUCCAAAUCCCAGAGUGAUUUCCACUUUAAUUCAUCCCGAUAUCAGUAAUUUACAUAACAGAUAUACUUUGAUGACAAUGCAAUUCGCACAAAUCUUGGAUCACGAUUUGACCAUGACACCAAUUCACAAAGGAUUCUUCGAAAGUAUCCCCAAUUGUAGAUCGUGCGACAGUCCCAGAACCGUACACCCUGAAUGUAACCCCUUCCCUAUUCCAUCCGGCGAUCAUUAUUAUCCAGAAGUCAACAUUUCUUCCGGAGAAAGGCUAUGUUUCCCGUUCAUGAGGUCGUUACCAGGUCAACAAAGAUUAGGUCCCAGAGAACAGAUCAACCAAAACACCGCCUUUUUGGAUGCCUCUGAAAUUUACGGCGAAAACCCUUGCGUAAUAAACGGUUUGAAAGGAUCAGCCGGUGACAUGAACUUCACUACUCAUCCGAUUAGAGGAAAACACUUGCUGCCCCAAAGCGACAAACAUCCCGAAUGCAAAUCUCCCACCAACCAGUGCUUUAUUGCAGGUGAUGGAAGAGCUAGUGAACAACCGGGAUUAACAGCUCUCCACACUAUUUUCAUGAGAGAACACAAUCGUAUCAGUCAGAUUUUAAGACGGAUAAACCCGCACUGGAACAUGGAAAAACUGUUCGAACAAACUAGAAGGAUUAUUAUAGCAGUUAAUCAACACAUCACUUACAACGAAUUCUUGCCUAGAGUGCUCAGUUGGAACGCCAUGAAUUUGUACGGUCUUAAAUUGCUACCGCAAGGUUACUACAAGGAAUACAAUCCGACGUGCAAUCCUGCUAUAUUCACCGAGUUUGCCGCGGCUGCCUUCAGGAUCGGUCAUUCACUGCUACGACCUCAUAUUCCAAGGGUGAGCGAGACUUACCAAGUCGUGGAACCACCAUUACUACUCAGAGACGGAUUUUUCAAAACGGAUAUUUUCAUGGAGCAUCCCGGUUUGGUCGACGAAAUUGCCAGAGGUUUGGUUUCGACACCUAUGGAAACACUUGACCAGUUCAUCACCGGAGAAGUCACCAACCAUUUGUUCGAAGAUAGAAAGAUACCGUUCUCUGGAAUCGAUCUAAUCAGUUUAAACAUCCAGCGUGCUAGAGAUCACGGAAUUCCAUCCUAUAACAACUACCGUGCUUUGUGUAACUUGAAACGUGCAACCACAUUCGAAGAUUUGGCUAGGGAAAUCCCAACAGAAGUUAUAAUCAGAUUGAAAAGAUUGUACGCCACCGUCGACGAUAUCGAUCUAUUCCCAGGCGGUAUGAGCGAAAGACCGCUUCAGGGAGGUUUAGUGGGUCCGACCUUUGCCUGCAUCAUUGCCACGCAAUUCAGGCAAUUGAGAAAGUGCGAUCGUCACUGGUACGAAAGCGCAGAUCCCGUUGUGAGGUUCACCGAACAACAGUUGGCGGAAAUCAGGAAAAUCACUCUAGGAAAAAUCAUUUGCGAAAACAUGGACGGUCCCGCCGAGAUGCAAAGGGCUGCGUUCGACCUACCGUCAAACUUCUUGAAUCCAAGGAUCCCUUGCGAGAGUCACCCGGGCAUAGACUUGUCGGCAUGGAGGGAGAACACCGGAAGCGGCUGCAUUAUCGGAGACAGGCACGUGCAAGUUGGCCAAAGCAGUUUUCCCACGCCUUGCACCAGUUGCGUCUGCACAAACGAAGGCGGCAACUGUGCAUCGUUGCGAGUAACAGAUUGCAAUCAGUUACUAAGAGAAUGGUCGAAGGAAGCAAUUUUGAGAGAUGACGUUUGUACCGCACAAUGUGGUUUCCUGUUGGGUGGCGAUCGAAUUCAGGGAGGCCCGUCGAAUAUCAACACUAAUUUGAGUCCACCGCCACCACACGCGAGGACUAGACAAUUAAGCAGGCCAAAGUUCACAUUUGGAGGCUUCUCUCAGGGUUUUAACUUUCCGGAUCUGUCGCCCUUCAUCGCAAAAUGAUUGGAUCCGAUAUAUGUUUGGACAUUGAAUGAGUGUAAAUGUAGUUAGUGUUAUUGUAUAAAAACGAACUCAUCGCCUAUAAUCAGUUCCAGUAAAUUAUUAUUGUUAUCUAUAUUUUUAAGAUGUAACCAAUUUUGUAUUUUGCUCAGCCCUUAGUUAAGACAGUGUAUUAUAGAAAGAAGGCAAAUGCAAAAAAAAAAUGCAGAAGAGUCUGCGGGUGUUUUUGAAAUUUCGGAUCUCCAUAAAUGAAUGUUAUUUUCAAAAACGUACCCCUAAUUUAGCUCAGCGAAACCCCUUGUACAUAUUAUUAAUUAUUUCACGACGAGAUAAAAGGAACAAAUAUGAAGUAUUUAGGUUUAAUUGAAUUUUUGUAUAUAAUCUCUUUUUUUAACAAAGUAUUUUCACUGCCUUGUAUGUAAAUUAAAUUUUGUUAAUAUUCGAUAUUUGUUAACAUUCCGAUUUUAAUGAAUAUUGUAUAUUUUUAA
Messenger RNA from Aethina tumida (small hive beetle), 4862 nucleotides. RefSeq lists its product as uncharacterized. Gene Ontology annotation, biological process: response to oxidative stress. The transcript has 10 exons. Gene Ontology annotation, molecular function: heme binding; peroxidase activity. The record is from RefSeq and is a predicted model, not a curated record. Lineage: Eukaryota; Metazoa; Arthropoda; Insecta; Coleoptera; Nitidulidae. Bases 214 to 4377 code for a protein of 1387 amino acids.